CCUGGGGUUGGGCAGAGUUUAGUUUCGUGCAACUUUCAAGUGAGUUGCAAACUCCGCCCCGGAGGCCGGUGCCGGAGGCCAAACGCACCGGGACGGUGAGGACCCGCACCAGCGGAGGCCGCGGCUCGCUACCCCCGGCCCGGGACCAGCAGCCGCGCUGCCCCGAGGGCCGAACGUCUGCUUCCCGGCGGCAGGAAGUGCCCGUCGGCGCCGUAACUGCCCGAGAGCCCGGCGGAGGAGCGCGCCCACCCGCACCCCGCUCCCAAAUCGGCUUCCUUCCUGCCCGGGCCUCCUCAACCUGUCUGCUGCUCUCCUCGUUCCUCAAGUUCCCUGCGCUGCGGCGUUAGUGGGCGGCGGAGCCGAGAGCUCAGACUACGGGCUCCGCCCUCGCCACCGAACAGCCCGGACGCCCCUCUGGUUCCCUCCCUCCGCUGACCACCCCAGCCCAGCCCCCCCGCGUGAGCGUCCCCCUGGGCGUCUUCUUGGGGGUCUCCCCCACUCCCCUGAGGCUAGCAGGAUGGUGUCCUGGAUAAUCUGUCGCCUGGUGGUGUGAGUAUGGUCCCUCCCAGAACUCCCCUACCCCCGGUGCCAGCCCUGUCCCUGGGAUGGAAGCCCAGAACAUCUGAUGGGACAGGGGACUUUUGGAUCUCCAUCACACCUGUCCCGCCUAACACUCACCGCAAGGGUUAACGGACCUGCAGGCUGUACCUGGCGUCUCUGGUACCACGUGCUUGCCCCCCCCCCACCAAGUCACCUUGGCUGAUGGCGACCCCUCCCACAGCCCCUUGGCAAACACACGGUGUUGUGGCACGUUGUGGGUGAAGAACCCAGGUGUCAGCUGCUCAUCGAAGCAGUCACAUGACUCACCACCCUGGCCUCAGCCUCUCUACCCUGUCCUACUGGUCACCUGGCUGGAACAUCCCUGACUGCAGCCUCACAGUGCCACAUCUGGUGGCCCUGGGCCUGAUUGCAUGCCCAUGGGAGGGGGCAGCCUGGUGCUCUCACCAGUCCAGGAUCCUGCUUCCCACCCACUUCAUUGAAUGGCUGUGCACUCACUCCAUCCUGCACUCAUGGGCCACCGGCACAGGCCUGGACAGGCUUGCGAUGUUUGUAAACAGCAGGGUGGGGAGAUAGUCCCCAGGGCACUGACUCAGGCACAGGUUGUGCAAGCCAAGCAGGUAAAACAGGGCAGGCACUGCUACCUUGUACCCCAGGUAGCAGGGGGAAGCAGCCACCUGGCAGGAUGGGAGUGGAGCACAGUACCCCUUACACACUUCCUCUCCUUUCCGGGAUGCUCUUCCAGGCUGGCGUUUGGGAUGCUGUAUCCAGCUUAUGCGUCUUACAAGGCUGUGAAGACCAAGAACAUUCGUGAAUAUGUCCGGUGGAUGAUGUACUGGAUUGUCUUUGCGCUCUUCCUGUCGCUGGAAACCUUCACAGACAUCUUUAUCUCCUGGUUCCCUUUCUACUAUGAGAUCAAGAUGGCCUUUGUGCUGUGGCUGCUCUCACCCUAUACCAAGGGAGCCAGCCUGCUUUACCGCAAGUUUGUGCAUCCAUCCCUGUCCCGCCAUGAGAAGGAGAUCGACACGUACAUUGUGCAGGCCAAAGAGCGCAGCUACGAGACGGUGCUCAGCUUUGGGAAGCGGGGCCUCAACAUGGCCGCCUCGGCCGCUGUGCAGGCUGCCACCAAGAGUCAGGGUGCACUGGCCGGCAGGCUGCGGAGCUUCUCCAUGCAGGACCUGCGCGCCAUCCCCGACACCUCUGCCACCACCUAUCAGGACCCCCUCUACCUGGAGGACCAGGUGCCCCAGCGGAGGCCACCCAUCGGGUACCGGGCAGGGGGCCUGCAAGACAGUGACACAGAGGAUGAGUGUUGGUCAGAUACUGAGGUGGCCCCCCAGCCACCAGCCCGGCCCCGAGAGAAGCCUCUGAGCCGCAGCCAGAGCCUGCGUGUCGCCAAGAGGAAGCCACUGGUGCGGGAGGGCACCUCACGCUCCCUGAAGGUCCGGGCGAGGAAGAAGGUCGUGCCCUCGGACAUGGACAGCUAGACUCCGCAGACUCUGGCCCAGCCUUACCUUGUGCCCUGCAGGGGACCAGGGGCCGUUUUGAGGGAACCUUUAGCUGUGCGUCUGGCCUGCCUGCCUCAGUGCCUGGCUCUGCCCCUCCCGGCCCCUGCUGCUGGUUAA
This is a messenger RNA of Choloepus didactylus (southern two-toed sloth), 2183 nucleotides long. It is a transcript of the gene REEP4, whose product is annotated as receptor accessory protein 4. Bases 1041 to 2045 code for a protein of 334 amino acids. Lineage: Eukaryota; Metazoa; Chordata; Mammalia; Pilosa; Megalonychidae. Gene Ontology annotation, biological process: endoplasmic reticulum tubular network organization. Gene Ontology annotation, cellular component: endoplasmic reticulum tubular network; cytoplasmic microtubule; endoplasmic reticulum membrane. The record is from RefSeq and is a predicted model, not a curated record. Gene Ontology annotation, molecular function: microtubule binding. The transcript has 7 exons.